Molecule: messenger RNA, 3365 nt
Organism: Zea mays
Lineage: Eukaryota; Viridiplantae; Streptophyta; Magnoliopsida; Poales; Poaceae
Exons: 12
Coding region: 1237-3015 (592 amino acids)
Biological process (GO): meiotic chromosome condensation; mitotic sister chromatid separation
Cellular component (GO): condensin complex; nucleus
Molecular function (GO): chromatin binding
Source: RefSeq, a predicted model, not a curated record
UUGGACCGCCCGCACGUGUGUAUAUGCACGUGUGUGGUGUGUGCGUGACAUCUUUGUACCUGUACCCUAUAAAAAAGUACUCCUUGCGAAUUGCGCAACGGCCCCUCCGAAUCUCGAAUCCCGCUAAUCCAAAUCCAUCGAGCGGGAGAACCCCGAAUUCCAAAAAUCCCCAAAACCCAACCCUAGCUCGCUAGCCUCACUGUUCCCCUUCGACUCUUCCCCUUCGCACCUCUGAUUCCUCGCGCCCUCGUCCCCCGCUCAAUUUCCAGAAGCUUCUAGAACCGGGUUUCCAGCCCUAAUCCCGCAAAAAGAUGCUUUCUUGCGCCUAGUAGCCUGGGACGGAGGCAUGGACAGCGGCGGCGGGGAGGGAGGCUCGACUGGCGGGAGGUUCCCUAUUCUGCAGGCGAAUAGGGACCCCGAGUCAAAUUGGGAGGUGGACGUUGCCAAAAGCCUCGAGCAGUACCUGCUCAAGAUCUGUUCAGGGGAGGUCUCCGGCGAGGACGAGUCCCAUUCUGUCAACUUUGCCGAAGCGGCGUUACUACUCCAAGGAUCGGUUCAAGUAUACAGUAGGAAGGUGGAGUACUUGUACUCCUUGGUGCUUCACGCGAUAGAGUUCCUCUCACACAAGAAGGGGAUCAAUGCCAACAUAUUGCUGAAAGAAGGCCUUUCUGUUCAAUGUAAUCAUGGAUUUCAUGGUACUAAGGCAUCACCUAGGAGCAGGGGUGGAGCAUUUCAUGGUACUAAGGCAUCACCUAGGAGCAGGGGUGGAGCAUUUCAUGGUACUAAGGCAUCACCUAGGAGCAGGGGUGGAGCAUUUCAUGGUUCUAAGGCAUUACCUAGGAGCAUGGGUGGAGCUACAGUUUGCCACCAGGAUCAGCUGAUCCUACAAAUUUUGGAAAUUCCAAUAGAAUAAUAUUUGUCAUCGGGCCAGCCGACCCUGACGAGUUUUGGAAAUUCCAACGAAAUAUUACUGUAUGCAGAGCAAAUAGUUCCUAAUGGCCACACCAAUUUCAGACAAGACCAUGAUGGUCAUCUGGCCUAGAUACUCUCCUGCCUAGGUGUUGCUUUGGCAUUAUGUUUGUUGGCAGUAACUUCCAUAGUUGAUGCCUUGCCUAAUGGUUGCAUGGAGAGGAGAGGAGAUGAGCACAUCUACGUUGUUGUAAUUUGGGCCUCCUUGCAAAAUAGCCAAUUGCCAUCCUCUGGAGCUGAAGACUCAUGUGAAAGGAAGGAGACGAGAUGGAGAGAAGCAAAGAUGGAAUGGUAAACAGACAGGAUCAACAGGAAAAUGUAACAGCUCAAUCUAAUCAAAGCGACCCUAGCACGAUUCCCAGUGAAGAUUAUAUAUUUAUGGGGUUAGAUGAUGUCCUAAUGGAAACAAGGACGUCUCUGGAUAACAAUGUUGACCGAGAUGAUUUACAAAGAAAAAUUGUGAGGCCACCAGCAAAUCUACUGGUGUUUGAAGGGGACGUUCUGGAUAGUGAAGCGAGUGAGCUAGACUCAUAUUUGUUAUCAACAUGUGAUUUUUAUGGAGAUUUCCUUCUGCUGGAUCCUUGUGAUGCACCAUCUGUUUUUGACUUUCUGCAAGGAAAACAUUCUGGUAAAGAAAAUAGUGUGGCUCGCCAAGGCAGUCCAGCACCUUCUAAAAGCCAAGCCAAUGUUUUCACUUCCCCAAAUGCAAGAUCAGCGGGCACAGGCUGUAAAGCCGCCUCUGGAAAAGUCCUAGGAGGUCUAGAUUCAACUCAGAAGAAUCCUGACCAACCUUCAACUCAAGAAACCAGUCCAGAUGACAAACAUUGGUCUGAUCCUGUUGAACCUAACUUUACUGAUGAUGUUGAAAAGCCUCACCCAGACGAUAUAGGGGAUCCUGUUGGAGAUUAUUCUGAUGACGAGGAUCCGUGGAAACCUUUAAAUCCACAUGAACCUGGCAGCUUAAAGAUUCGGCCUUACAGGAGAGUGAAAGGUUCUCUACGGGGGGUUAUUGGCACUUUGAGAAAGAAAACUCUCACAUCUAUAUUUCCUGUGGCAAAGAUGGUUGGUGUCAUCAUACCUGAACAUGCUAAAUCUUUUGAAGCACAGCAGUCUCAGCAGGAGGAACAUUAUGGUUCCCAAUCACCCCCUCGUUUUGAAAAGUAUUUGGCAUCAUUUGAAUUUGGAGAAGAAAAUUCCAAUGUGUUUGGAGAUCUGAAAGAUGACAAUGGAUCCGAUAUUGGCAUUAAUUUUGAUUAUAAUGAUCCAGACAUGCCAAACGACAUAGAUGUUGAUCCUGACGUUCCAACAUAUCCUGACGAGAUUAUUGCUGCAACUCCCAAAGGUACUCAUGGUACACAGGAUGACAGAGAUACACGUGAAAGCCUCGAUGACUUGUGUCGGUCACAUCUGAAUGCUCUCCUUGCCAGCAUUGCUGAGGUUGAAAAGCAGAGUGAGAUGGAUGCUCGAGUUUCAACAUGGAAAGAAAGAAUCGAGAUUGCCUUGGAAGAGCAGGAUAAAAACCCACCUUUUGAUAUCGGUUCAUACGGGGAGCAAAUCCUUGACGCGCUUUCAUCAAGAACUGACAGCACAGGAACUGCAUCUUUUAGCGAGAUUGUUUGUGGCAGACCGAAGUAUGAGGUUGCCAGAACAUUCUCUGCCCUUCUCCAGCUGGUAAACAGCAGAAGUGUUUAUCUGGACAAAGGACAAGCCACGAAUGAGUUGGUGUGUUACACAGCUGAGAAUCCAUUCCAUGUAAGGCUCAUCAGUCCCAACCGGAGGCCAGAGAUGGAGGCACACUUUGCUCGGAAGAGAGUCAAGUCCCCACUGCGAAACGCUGGCAAAGGUGGUGAGUCCUCCCUGGCACGACAUGAGUGCCCCAAGAAGCCAUUGCAUAAAAAUGGCAAGAUUCAAGUCAAGACGGCGAUCAGGUUGACUCCAGACGGGAAGCGAAGGCGAAGGUCAGUCACUCAUCUAAUGCAGCCGAUCAAUCUGGAAUCAGCGGAUGAAUGCCAAUGGCAGACUGACUCAUGGGCAUCUAGAGCCUGAUCGCCAAUGGCAGACUGACUGAUGGGCAUCUAGAGUCUGAUUCUUCUAAUUGUUGCAACUUCAGUGGCGGUUUCAUUGGCAGGCAACGACUGCUGUGCAAUCAGCUCCCUUGACGAGACAGUGACCAUGGUUCCUGGUUCAGAUGGCGUACUGCUGACAUUAGGCCUAGCUAGCGGGUGUACAUGUAACAUGUACAAUAGUUCAUUGUGCUGUUUUGUACGUAUUUGUAUCAGCUCUCAAGCCUAAUGCUAACAGGGCAAGAUUUGUCUACCGACUUGCCGUUUUAUACCUAAUGAUAUUGGUAGAUUCUUUCCUGGUUCAAUAAACUAGCAAAGUCAAGUUGCUGGUGC